Molecule: messenger RNA, 1141 nt
Organism: Carica papaya (papaya)
Lineage: Eukaryota; Viridiplantae; Streptophyta; Magnoliopsida; Brassicales; Caricaceae
Gene: GAMMA-TIP
Product: gamma tonoplast intrinsic protein
Biological process (GO): water transport; transmembrane transport
Cellular component (GO): plant-type vacuole membrane
Molecular function (GO): water channel activity
Source: RefSeq, a predicted model, not a curated record
AAGAGCUGAGAAGUGGAGACCAGUACUUGCAGAACCAUCUCGACCCUUGCCCAUACCAAGAUACCUCUCUCCCUCUCACGCAUCCCUCGUUUCAUCUGAAUCAGACGAACAUGCCGAUCAGGAACAUCGCGAUAGGGAGGCCCGAGGAGGCAACCCACCCAGAUGCACUGAAAGCUGCCUUGGCCGAGUUCAUAUCCAUGCUUAUCUUCGUCUUCGCAGGAGAAGGAUCGGGAAUGGCCUUUAACAAGCUCACCAACAACGGAGCCGCCACUCCCGCCGGCCUCAUCGCCGCCGCAAUCGCUCACGCCUUUGCUCUUUUUGUGGCCGUGGCCGUUGGCGCCAACAUCUCCGGAGGCCACGUCAACCCCGCUGUCACCUUCGGCGCCUUCGUCGGAGGAAACAUCAGUCUCCUUCGUGGUAUCCUUUACUGGAUAGCUCAGCUCCUUGGAUCCGUCGCCGCCUGCGCCCUUCUCAAGUUCGCCACAGGCGGCUUGACCACCUCAGCCUUCGCACUGUCGUCAGGCGUCGGAGUGUGGAACGCGUUCGUUUUCGAGAUCGUGAUGACCUUCGGGUUGGUGUACACCGUGUAUGCCACGGCCGUUGAUCCCAAGAAGGGAAGUCUUGGAACAAUCGCACCCAUAGCGAUCGGUUUCAUCGUGGGCGCAAACAUUUUGGCCGGGGGGGCUUUCGACGGAGCCUCCAUGAACCCAGCAGUCUCCUUCGGUCCUGCAGUGGUGAGCUGGAGCUGGGACAACCACUGGGUGUACUGGGCAGGACCUCUGAUCGGCGGUGGGCUGGCUGGCCUCAUCUACGAUUUCUUCUUCAUCAGCCACAGCCGAGCAGCUUCCAACCGCAGAUUACUGAGAGGGGAACUUGGUAGUGGGUUUGCAUUGCAUUUGCAUGGGUGGGAAUGAAAAGAAAGAAAAAGGAGGCGUCGUUUCGUAUUCCCUCUGAUUUUCUUUUUUGGUGUAUUUAAUUUGUUUUGAGGGUUUCAUUAAUUUUAAAAUUUGUGAUAUUUUAAUGAUGAUGUUAUCUAGGAACGGGGGAUUGUUGUAUCGUGUGGUUUUAUGGAAGGGAGUUGUUGUUUACUCUGUUUUAGUUGUAUCAUUCCCCGUUCGUGUAUUCUCGUUUUCCUCUCGUC